AUGGCGCGUAUUGUGCCGCGCGCGCCUCAAAGAGCCAAUAGAUCACUACAAAUAGGGCCCAACGAGACAAUACCGGCCAGAAAAAAUGUCUUCUUGGUUAAACUAUCGCAAGCAAAGGACAAAGAAAAAGGACAUUUUUAUUUUUGUGCUAUUAAAACUUAUUGGGGUUUUCAAUUUAAACAUUGUGACGUAGUGUCUAAAAAACAAUGGGAUGGCUUGAAUCCAGUCCAUGUGGAGUACCUGGCGAGGCCAGUAGACCUGGUCAUCAUCCAGCAUACCGUCACUCGAACUUGCAAUACGGAUGCUGCUUGUGCUGAGAUCGUGAGGAACAUUCAAGAGAACCAUAUGGACAACUUGAACUAUUGGGAUAUUGGGUCCUCGUUCGUGAUUGGUGGUAAUGGCAAAGUGUACGAGGGUGCUGGAUGGUUGCAUGUUGGUGCACACACUUAUGGCUACAACAGGAGAUCUUAUGGCAUUACUUUUAUUGGUAACUAUAACAAUGACACGCCAACCCAAGCGUCGUUGGAUGCAUUGAAGGCUUUGCUCCGUUGUGGCGUGGAACGAGGUCACUUGACGGCCAACUACCACAUUGUUGGACAUCGUCAGCUCAUUGCCACUCAGAGUCCUGGAAGAAGGCUCUACAAUGAGAUCAGAAGAUGGCCCAAUUGGCUUGAAGAUGUUCACCUGCUUCUCAUGCGCGAAGGUGUAGGCUCGUCACCUGCUACCAUUGUGCCUUUUCUGAGUAAUAUGAACUUUCCAAGAUUAUUUAGACAUACGGUGGAGAAAAACAUCACGAGGCAACCUGGACGUAUAAUUUAUAAGUUUGAAUUGGCAAUCAGCCUUGAGCAAGCGUUGUGA
Messenger RNA from Spodoptera exigua (beet armyworm), 858 nucleotides. Lineage: Eukaryota; Metazoa; Arthropoda; Insecta; Lepidoptera; Noctuidae. The record is from the annotation of a GenBank genome assembly.